UGAUGCAAGACUGUGUAAAUUAGGAUAUAUUUGAUUUUGAGACGUGGCUUAACGGCGUCACACAUAUUACAUUUUUUUGUCCAGCUUCAUACAUUCGGGGCUGAAGCCCAUGCAAAAUAACCUGGCGACGCCGAUGAUGAAACAAACAUUUAUUCCAGUUAAACUCACACUCAGCAACAUUUAAGUUGAAUUUUAAUAAUUUACGUUCAUUUACGUCUGUAUUUUUUUGUAAAAAUAAUAAAUAAUGUAUUCCUCGGCGUACACUAUCUUUAUGUAAUUGUUGCACACAUAGUUUUCCACAGAACAGCGCCCGUCUCGGCUGUGGCGUUGCAGAAAUCCAGCUUUACUUUCACUUUUGAUUUUCACUUCAGUGGAAACUACAGCGCACCGGAGCCUCUGUGUUUGCUUUCGUCUCACUUUACGGCGUUUCGACAGGAAAAUAAACCAGCAACCACAUACAGUCACAGGUCAACAUAUUCAUGGCUGACACGAACAACAGCCCGAUAAAUGGCAAGAUGGACGGCGGUUUGGAGGAAGACAGUCAACUUGCGGAGGCCAAGAAAGAGCUGGAUACAUGGAAGGCUAAAGUAGAGAAAGCAUAUGAUGUGAAAUCCCGGCUGAUACUGGAAAAACUGGAAGAAGAUGAAGCCAAGUCAAAGGCCCAGCAGGAGAUGUUGGAUUGUGCCAAAAAUCAGAAAGAGUGUCAGGAGGAAUUCGCUGAAAGCAUGAAGGCAGUGCAGGAUGAAAUCCUGAAGCUUGGCAAACGCAAGCAGGAUUUGCUGGACAAACUGAUGACGUGUCAAGCAGAGCUAGAGGCUAAGAGAACUGACACUGCCAAACUGAAGCAGAAAUUCAAGAUCUACGCCCAGAUUCCAGACACAGAGGUGAAGUUCACUUGUCAGAAUAAAGAGGAGAGUGAUGACAACAGUCAGUCAAUCAGAGAAGUGUUUGCCAUCAGCCAGAGACCCACUGUACCUCUGCAGGGAGGACAGGCACUCAUCACUUUUGAGGAAGAGAAAGUGACUUCUCAGAUCCUGAAGAUCGCCAAGUGCUCAGUGUCCUGUGAGAACUCUACUUUGGCUGUGAAACCAAAAAGAAUAACCAUGGAUCCAGCUGUUAAGUUUGAGAUCCACCUUGAUGUUUCCAAAAAGGAGCUCAAGGUCUCCAAUGUCCCCCCUUCCAUCCCAGAGGAGAGAAUGAGGGACCGACUGGAGAUGAGUUUCUCCAGGCCCAGCAGAGGGGGUGGAGAGGUGGAGAAAGUGGAGUACGAUAAGAACACUGGGACAGGACAGAUCACCUUCCUCCACCCUGGAGUUGCUGAGAGUCUGGCUCUGAGAGGGAGGUACUGUGUGGAUCUGGACUCUGAAGUGAAUGUACAGGUUGGACCCAUUUACAAAUACGAGCUGCGUAAGUUUCAGACCUUCUGUGGCACUCCAAAGCGAACCAUCCUCCUAGAUGACAUUGAGGACAUGGAGGAUGAGGAGGACCUGCAGGACCACCUGGAGAUUCACUUCCAGAAGCCCAGCAACUACGGUGGUGAGAUAGAGAGCAUCAAGUACAUCUCCAAGGGGAAGGCUUUGCAGGCCUUUUUCUGUGAGGACAUGGAGGAGAUGGAGGACUGACUUUAACCAGCAGGAUCCCCCCCAGCUACAACAUGUAAAGAAAGUAAUAAGAGCAACUGGUAAUCUGUCUGUCCGCUCCUAAGGCUUGUCUGGAAUACUGAAUCAUAUCUGUAAUACGUUUUUUUGAUUGUUUGUCAUCCUGAUUAGAGUCAGAUAAGAAGAUAUAGUAAUUUCAUCUUGUGUGUUCAACAGAGGGUAUGCAUUUGAUGAUAUGGUAUAUUUGGUGUAUCACAUAGAAAAGGGUGUUAAAAAGCAAAACAAAGGCCAUUGGCAAGGCAUUCAACAAUGAUCUUGAUCUUUUGAUGUACCACACAGUCUUUUCCCUUCAUACAAGCUUUAGUGUGGAAUUUCUUAUUUACAAUUAAUCUAACCUGGGCUGUCAAGAGAUAAAAGUCUAAAUAAUACAUGACAUGGGAGGUUCAAGUGGUUACACACCAGUUGACAGAGGUGACAGUUAUUUCUUCUCCUUUGAUUGAUGAUGGAUGUGAUUAGAAUGUCUGUAAAGCAUUAAAACAGUUUUCUAGGCUUAUAAUGUACCCGUCUUCAACUUGUGUUUGAACUCUCAAUCUGUUUUUCUCUUCUGCUGUGCAUUGUAAUAAAAAUUCUGAACACGGAUUCAA
Thunnus maccoyii (southern bluefin tuna) is the source of this 2242-nucleotide messenger RNA. It is a transcript of the gene nmi, whose product is annotated as N-myc (and STAT) interactor. Gene Ontology annotation, cellular component: cytoplasm. Lineage: Eukaryota; Metazoa; Chordata; Actinopteri; Scombriformes; Scombridae. The coding region runs from base 480 to 1622 and encodes 380 amino acids. The transcript is spliced from 10 exons. The record is from RefSeq and is a predicted model, not a curated record.